UCUUUGACAGAGAAAACAGUUGAAAUUGAAACUUUGAAACGGGAUUAUUUUAAUUUUUUGAGAAUUUUUGUAAAUAUUUACGGCUUAUUCAAAUAACCUUUCACAUCAUUAAUUUAGAAUACAGCUUUACAGUGGUAUUAUUUCAAGUUGCUAGAAGAAAUUGAAGAAAAUACGAUACAACGCGUGACAAUGGAAGUGGAUAGUGUAGAAACCUGGAAUAAUCCUCCAGACGGAGGAAAAUUCGCUAAUUUGAAAGCGUUUGUGACUGCUGCUCGUGAGUUUGAGGCAACUCAUAGUGAAUCUGCUGUUAAUAUGAUGAACCGGUACUUGGGUCUCAUCGCCUCAUCAUGUGACCUGACAAUAUUCUCUCCUGGGCGGUCAGAAGUGUGUGCUUUCUUUAGUUCCUUGUGGCGAGUAAUGUGCGAUAGCAGAUGCCCACAUUGGGCUGGUGUGGCUGUGUUGUCUCGUGCUGCAAUAGAGCCGAGCGCUAGACAUGCGUUGACGCACACUUACAAAUUUAUGCCAAUUCUAUCCAGACUGUUAUCAGAUACAAUAUCAAAUGACAAGAAAAUCAAACUUCUGUCAGUAAUGCAGGAAAUAUCAUAUGGCAUUAAAAUAAGCUGGCAGGAGUCAUACUUGUCAAGUUUGAUGAAACAGCUGACGGACUGGAUCACCCAGCCCAUGACGGAGCCUCAGGAACGCACAAUUGGGCACAAAUCGCUCACUGUACUCGUAAAUGUGUGCUACGGAAACUUGCCAGCUAUAUACGCGCUUAUGAGGACUGUGGACACUAAGGAUUUUGUUGUGCAUCUUAUUAGCUUGAAGGACGGUGGUUACGGCGGCGUAGAAGUAUGCAGACUCCUGCUGUGCUUAUCUGGAGCAACUCGGGGCGCGGCCGCGACUCGCCAGCCCGACGUGCAUAGCUAUCUGAACUGCACCAUGCGGACCUUCAAUAAGGCUAUUGUCGAGCAAGACGCAACGCAGCUGCUGCACGCGUACACUUUCAUUAACGAUCUGUGCAGCGAUAGCAACUUGCGCGGCUUCGUGCUUACCUACUCGCACUUUUCGCAAGCCUUGAACGAUGGCGUGAAGGAUGUGGACAGCUUAUGCAAGAUAAACCCAGACGAUGCGCCGGAGCCGGAACAGUUGAUCAACUGCGUCAGAAACGCGCUGAAGUUCCUCACAGUUAUUGUUAGUUUAGAUUUAUAUUCGCUGCGGUGUCACCACAGCCAGCUGGUUUGCCUGUGUAUGAAGGCGAGCCGCAUUUGUUUGCCCGAGGCGUUGGAGCUCUUUGCCGCAAUUAUUUUACAGUACAGAGACGAAGGCCGGGUCCCGCACGAGCUGAUACUGGUCAUAAGCGACGGGCUCCCGGGCUUGCUGGUGUCGCCGGCCUUGGAGCCUGGCAAAGCGGGCGUGCAAUGGUUGCAAGUAGUGGGAGCAUUGUGCGAAUCAACGGAAACGCAAGAGCGCGUCCUCCAAGAAGUCACGCCGGACACCUUUGAAGACAUGUUGUACAGUGUGUUGCAGUAUACAUCACAAAACGGCCAAGUGGGACAGGAGUCUGCCCAGCAAUCGGUGGUGGUCGGUUGCAGAACAGCUUUAGCGCUCGCGCCUUUAUCCAGGGACUGGGAGGCUGCGCUCAACAGGCUGCUGGCCCAUCAUCAGGUCCGCAAACUGCUAUGCGCUGGGCUUACGAGCGGCAACGGCGCCAGGCGGAGACAGAUCCUGCAACUAGUCAAGCAUCACUACUUCCCUUCGGAUCAAAUGAACCAGGUGUUCGGCGAGAGCCUCCACUGCAUGGGUGACGUCACUCCCUCCGAGGCGUCCCCGCGCCCUGACGGCGACGGCGAGGGAGCGUGGGCCCAGCGCGUGCCGCCCGCGCAGGAGCACGCCAUCUCGCAGCUGCUGCACCAGCUCACUGCUGCUCUACACGCGGGCCAGCGCGUGCCGCCCGCGCAGGAGCACGCCAUCUCACAGCUGCUGCACCAGCUCACUGCUGCUCUACACGCGGGCCAGCGCGUGCCGCCCGCGCAGGAGCAUGCCAUCUCGCAGCUGCUGCACCAGCUCACUGCUGCUCUACACGCGGGCCAGGUGUGUAUACAGCAGCCUGCACGGUGA
Ostrinia nubilalis (European corn borer) is the source of this 2118-nucleotide messenger RNA. RefSeq lists its product as uncharacterized. Bases 190 to 2118 code for a protein of 642 amino acids. The transcript is spliced from 15 exons. NCBI's taxonomy places the organism in Eukaryota, Metazoa, Arthropoda, Insecta, Lepidoptera, Crambidae. The record is from RefSeq and is a predicted model, not a curated record.